AAUCAAACUGCAAAACCUCCACUGAGAGUAUGAAACAACAAGAAGAACAAGUGGCAAAGGCCUCAAAAACCAGAAGAAAAAUCCUCAAGAAGAAGGUCAGAGAGAGAGAGAGAGAGAGAGAGAGAGAGAGAUCAUCAAUCAGAACAAGAGUUGCGUAAAAAGUGCGAGUGGGAGGAGGAAUGAAUUGAAUGCACUCACUUGCUCACUCUGAAACGUGUUGGUUCUGUAGAGCGAGCAGCAACACCGUGUUCUAUCGAUUCGACGCCUGUCAAUGGCUGAUGAUGCUAUAGGCGACAAAAGCAAGUGAAUUGAAGACCGAAUCACGUUGGGUUUUGAAGAUAAAGUAAGAAUUAAAAGCAGGGAGGAGGGAAGGUACAAACAAAACUGUGGGAAGGGAAAGUGGGUGGCGGAUUGAGGUUGGGGAGUUGUAGUGUAACCGUCGUCCCAUCUGCCCAGGUCAGGAGGAUUGCACAAUGGCUGAUAUCAGUUACGCCGAUCCACCGCUUCUCGAUUUCUCCACAAUUCAAUUCCAUCAUAUCUUUAUUAUUGUUGAAACUGAAAUAGCAGUAGCAAAGUCGAGUCCUUCAACUCAUCCUCAUUCUCGUCCUCAUCCGCUGCGAGAGGGGCUUGUCGGUCGAGGUCGCCAUGGAAGGCUCAUCGUCUCAGGGCGGCCAAGCCUCUCAAUCGCAGCCUGUUGAGCUGUUGAAUCCGGCGGUGCAGCAGCAACUCAACCUCCAGCCCCUCAAGACUCGAACCCUCGGCCUCCAGAAAGCCAUCGAACGCAUCAUCGAAGAUAUCUAUGCCAAUGUCAUCACCAAUUCGGUCCCCAAGUGGCAAGACAUCUUGAAUCAAUAUUCUAUGGUGAAUCUUGAGCUUUUUAACAUUAUGGAAGAGGUCAACAAGGUCUCCAAGGCCUUUGUUGUAUACCCGACGAAUGUUAAUGCAGAGAACGCUGCAAUUCUUCCUGUUAUGCUGUCAUCUAAGCUAUUGCCUGAGAUGGAAGUGGAUGAUAUUGUCAAGAAAGAACAGGUGUUAAUGGGGAUGGACCACCUGCCAGUAUCUGAACAGCUUGAAAAGUUAAAGAAGAGAAUGGAUAAUAUUCGAGAAGUCUGUGAAAGUGCUGAAAAAAUUAUAGCUGAGGGUCGUAAAGCCCUUCUUGCUCCACAAGAACCUGCUAUUACUCCAACUUUAGACAAGGAUCAUGCUGCAAAGAUUAAUGAACAGGAAAUGCUACUUCGCAAUGCUGUCAAUCAUGGAGGAGGUUUACAAAUCCCUGAAGACCAAAGGCAGAUUGCAUCUGCACUUCCAAAGCAUCUGGUAGAUAUACUCUCUGUAGCUGAUGAAGCACAUACUCUUCCUGAUGCAUUUGGUAGUAUGCUACAGGCAUCUGGAGCACAAGAAAUUGGGAGCCCUGUGGAUUCUCCUUCUGGUGCUACAGCAGCAACUUCAUUUGAUGAUACAAUGUCACAACUGCCAAAUGCCUAUUCACCCAUGUCUGGCACAAACAUGACAAGUACACCUUCUUCUGAGCAACAAUCACAGCAGCCGCAGCACCUACAACAGCUACAGCAGGAGCAUCAACAUCAGCAGAAAAGGCAGAAAUUGAUGCAAUUGCCACAGCAUCAGCAGCAACUUCUUGCUCACCAGCAAUUUUGGCAAUCUUCACUGCCUGUAUUAGGACAGAAUCAGCUGGGGCGGCUGCAUGAUUUGCAUGGACAGGCUGAGCAGAAAUUUCAAUUGUUUCAUUGUCAGCAUCAAAUGCCAUUCUCUCAAACAUUGGUGACCCAGCAAUUCCAGGAUAGGCUGCUGUCUCCUGGACCAGUUCAGAGCCAGAUGAACCAAGGGAACCAGUUGAAUCCUUAUUUUAGCCAGUUUUCUAGCCCUGCCAAUAGCGCAGUGUUUAAUGCUGCUCAGCGCACUGCAAAUACAGAAAUGAUUUCAAAUUUGUCAGCUAUCACAGCAUCGCAGUUACUUUUGCCAAGAAUGCAGUUUGGACUCUCUAGUGGCAAUUGGCCCCAUGCUUCCGAAAUUCUGAGUGAUAAGGUGUUCAACAUGGGAGCAGUUAAUCCCGGUGGUAUGAUGCCCAUUCAGCAGCAACAGCAACAAUCCACUUCACAAGGUGCAUUUGGUAACUUAAUGUCACAUAAUGCUCAACAAGAUGUACUACCACCUCUUCCCAGAUUUCAGAGACAAUCGAAUCAACAAACUAACAUUGGCAUGGCUGCCCACCAAAAUGCACUGCCAGCUCUUCCCAGAUUUCAAAGACAACCAAAUCAACAAUCUGGUACUACUAUGGCUGCCCACCAAAAUGCACAACCACCUCUUCCCAGAUUUCGGAGACAGCUGAAUCAACAGCUCGGUACUAGUAUGGCUACCCACCAAAAUGCACCACCACCUUUUCCUAGAUUUCAAUGACCGCCAAAUGAACAGUGAAAUGCAAUAGUCUAAGCUCAUGUUUUUAAGAAAAGCUAAAUGACUUUUUUUUAGUGGUAUAUGACAGUUUGGUUGCUUUAUGUUAAUUUGGAGCAAAAUAUUUGACCAUUCUGCCAAUUGAUAGAUGUGUUCCUUGCAAACUUAUAAGUAAAGACUAGACAUAUUAUUGUUAGUUCAUAAUUAUGUUUACCUCACCUUAUAGAAAAACAUAGCAUUGAGUUGAAGUGAACUGUAAAUGCAAGUUUAUGUACCAAAAUAAGUCGUCAUCUUGGACGGGAAAAUAUAUACAAAUUCAUUAUACUAGCUGUAGGUCUGGUAAAA
Messenger RNA from Diospyros lotus (date-plum), 2754 nucleotides. RefSeq names its product mediator of RNA polymerase II transcription subunit 8-like. The transcript has 11 exons. Gene Ontology annotation, cellular component: mediator complex. The record is from RefSeq and is a predicted model, not a curated record. The coding region runs from base 646 to 2415 and encodes 589 amino acids. NCBI's taxonomy places the organism in Eukaryota, Viridiplantae, Streptophyta, Magnoliopsida, Ericales, Ebenaceae.